AUGGCUGAACCUCCAGCUCCAGCUCCAGCAGCAGCUGCGGCGCGACCCCAGGGCGCUGGGGAGUCAGAGCAGUCCCUGGCCGGCAGCAGCCCCGAGCCUGGCUCGCCGGAGCCUGCGCCCUUCUUCCUGCUGUAUCCGGGCGAUGGCGGCGCGGGCUCGGGGGCGCGACCACCCCACCAUCCGCCUCUACAGCCGUCACCCCGGCCGCGGGGUUGGAGGACGCCGCCGUCCCCGGGCUCGCCGCUGCCCUUUUUGCUGCUGAGCUCCCCGGCGCCCGGCAGCACCAAGCCCCAUCCCAAUUAUCUGAUGGCUAACGAGCGAAUGAACCUGAUGAACAUGGCCAAGCUGAGUAUAAAGGGGCUGAUCGAGUCAGCACUGAACCUGGGGAGAACCCUGGACUCAGACUAUGCCCCACUCCAACAAUUCUUUGUGGUCAUGGAACACUGCCUGAAGCAUGGUUUGAAAGCCAAGAAAACUUUUCUUGGGCAAAAUAAAUCCUUCUGGGGUCCACUGGAACUGGUGGAGAAGCUUGUUCCUGAAGCUGGAGAGAUAACAGCAAGUGUUAAAGACCUUCCAGGACUUAAGACACCUGUGGGCAGAGGGAGAGCCUGGCUCCGCUUGGCAUUAAUGCAGAAGAAGCUCUCGGAAUAUAUGAAAGCCCUGAUCAAUAAGAAGGAGCUUCUCAGUGAAUUCUAUGAGCCCAAUGCCCUGAUGAUGGAAGAGGAAGGAGCAAUCAUCGCUGGUUUGUUAGUGGGACUGAAUGUCAUUGAUGCUAAUUUCUGCAUGAAAGGAGAAGAUUUGGACUCUCAGGUGGGAGUUAUAGAUUUUUCAAUGUAUCUCAAGGAUGGGAACAGCACUAAAGGCAGCGAAGGAGAUGGCCAAAUUACUGCUAUACUGGAUCAGAAGAAUUAUGUAGAAGAACUCAACAGACAUUUGAAUGCAACAGUAAACAAUCUUCAGGCCAAAGUGGAUGCUUUAGAAAAGUCUAACACUAAAUUGACCGAGGAGCUUGCAGUUGCCAACAACAGGAUUAUCACUCUGCAAGAAGAAAUGGAACGCGUCAAAGAGGAAAGUUCCUAUAUUUUGGAAUCAAAUAGAAAGGUCACCAAGCAAGACAGAACUUCAGAUGGGCAGGCACUGAGUGAAGCUAGAAAACAUCUAAAAGAAGAGACGCAGUUACGACUGGAUGUGGAAAAAGAACUGGAGAUGCAGAUCAGCAUGAGACAGGAGAUGGAGUUGGCCAUGAAAAUGCUGGAGAAGGAUGUGUGUGAGAAACAAGAUGCUCUUGUCUCUCUGCGGCAGCAGCUUGAUGAUCUCAGGGCCCUCAAACAUGAGCUUUCCUUUAAGCUGCAGAGUUCAGAUUUGGGAGUUAAACAAAAAAGUGAAUUGAACAGUCGCUUGGAGGAGAAGACCAAUCAGAUGGCUGCUACCAUUAAACAGCUGGAACAGAGAUUGCGCCAGGCUGAGCGAGGCCGCCAGUCUGCCGAGGAGGACAACCGCCUUUUCAAGCAGGACUUUGGGGAGAAGAUCAACAGUUUGCAGCUGGAAGUGGAAGCACUCAUCAGGCAGCGGGGUCAGCUUGAGCUAGAGCUGAAACGAGAACGAGAAAGAAGAUUCCAAAAUAGUCAACGUGCCCCAGAGAAAACCUCACAGAAGACAGAACCCAAAAUGGAUGAGAAGCAUAAAAUCCAAGAUGAAAGUGCUAAACUAAAAAAGCCCUUGGAAGAUGGCCACACAAUUCUCCCUACCAAACUGCAGCCUCAAUCUGACAUUCAGCAGGAUCAAUUGUCUCAAUUGGGAAAGCCAGAGAGGUGCCAGCUGUGCCAUGAGGAGGGCAGCAAGACCAAGAACGUGUGCAAGAAUUGUGGCGGCAACUUCUGCGAGGCGUGCUCGGCCAGCAAGCUGCCCCUUCCUUCGAGCAUCAACCCUGAACACGUUUGCAACCCGUGCCAUGAUCGCCUGAUGAAGCAAUACUCCGUCAGCCCAUCUUAAAGCUGGGGACCAACAUGGAGAGAGAUAGCUUCAUCUGGGGCUGGUAUACACUCAGGCCAAGUGUCCGGGUCCUGCACGGAGGCCAAACCUUAGAAUCAGCAGGGACUUGGAGAGAGAGAGAAAUAUUUGAAGUCACUGAAGUGAGGCAGCAGGGAUAUUAAGCGUGCUCAGAACUGCCUUCUCUCCUGACUGACAGCCAAAAAAGAAGUCUCGUUGACCUUUGGUCUUAGCCAUCGGUUUGUUGUGCGGAAUGCCUUUGUUGGCCACAUAGUCUAGGAACAGAGGCAGGGUUACUUGGGCAGGAGGGCAUUGUGAAGGAAUUGUUCAUGUGGACAACCAAAAGUCGUCCUUGCUUCUGCUCAUCGGCAGGCUCAAGGGAGACCAAACGAUAAAGGUCAUUUUUUUCUACCACCAAAUGCUCCUGCCUCCUCUAAUCAUCUUUGUCAAACUGUGAAUUUGACCUCAGGGAUAAUGGUUAUAUAUUCUUCUGAAUGUAUUUAAUACAAGAUGGCGGUUUCUUUUAGUACCAGGAGGUUCUUAUUGUUGGCUUAAAAUUUUGUCAACCAGAAAAGCAAGAGGAAAGUGAGGAUAACUUUGGAAUAGGGAUUUUGGAAUUUUCUUUCCCAAAUCCUUACUGGAAGAGCCCCUCUGAAGUCACCUUUGGGGGAACAUCUAAAUUCCAAUAGGCUAGUCCCACAGAAAAUGGAUUUUUGCCUCCAGUGUCCUCAACAGUACCUUUUGGCAUGUAAUUUAGAGGAAAUUCUUGUGGUGAGGAUGAGGGUGCGAAAUGUCACAUACACUGUCUGAUAGA
This is a messenger RNA of Gracilinanus agilis (Agile Gracile Mouse Opossum), 2803 nucleotides long. It is a transcript of the gene RUFY3, whose product is annotated as RUN and FYVE domain containing 3. NCBI's taxonomy places the organism in Eukaryota, Metazoa, Chordata, Mammalia, Didelphimorphia, Didelphidae. The record is from RefSeq and is a predicted model, not a curated record. The coding region runs from base 1 to 1992 and encodes 663 amino acids. The transcript is spliced from 18 exons. Gene Ontology annotation, biological process: regulation of axonogenesis. Gene Ontology annotation, cellular component: cytoplasm.